AUGCAGUACGUCAGGAGCAUCAGCGGUUCGGUCUCCAAGACAUGGAACUCAAUCAACCCAGCUACGUUGAGCGGAGCUAUUGAUGUGAUUGUGAUCGAGCAUGAAGAUGGGACGCUUGCCUGCUCUCCCUUCCAUGUCCGUUUCGGCAAGUUCUCUUUGCUACGACCCUACGAAAAGAAGGUGGAAUUCGUGGUCAACGGAGCCAAGCAAGACUAUGCUAUGAAACUGGGCGAAGGCGGCGAGGCCUUUUUCGUCUUUGAGACGACAGAUGAAAUCCCGGCCUCUCUACAGACCUCGCCACUGGUAUCGCCUGCGGGGAGUCCGAAGCCGGAUGCUCUUGAGACCCUGCCGGCGUCGCUGCAGGAACCGGAUUUUCUGGACCUGGACCGGUCCUUGACGGGCUUACCCAAAGGCCAUCAUAAUGAUACUCCUGGUAUCCCGAUCCUAGCGAGGGGCGCGCGGGCAACCAGCGACCUAGGAGCUUUGACCCCUCUUUCCGGGUCGCCCGAAGCUUCGGAUAUUGCAAGAUCUCGACACGGCUCGUUUGGGGAUGAAGCCAUUCGGUUCGAUCGCGCAGUCUCGGAAGGUGUUUUGCAAGCGACUACCUCUGCACCUGACGAUGCUCACCAGAAAACCCAGCGCUCUCAGAGCCCCCCCCCACUGUCACCGGAAGAGACGGUCUCUCGCGCGAUCUCGCUGUCGAAAAAGCUCUCCGGAUCCAACAUCCCCUCUCAUGUGACCGAAACUGGCGAUCUCAUGCUCGACAUGACUGGGUACAAGAGCAAUGAAGAAGACGCGCUGCGCGCCGAGUUGGUCGCCCGCAGGAUCCUUGCGGAGGAACUGGAAGGCAACUACGACAUUGGUGCGCUAAUCGGCGCGGAUGAACACGGAAAUCUCUGGAUCUACAGCAGCGAGGAAGCCAAGGAAGCCGCGAACCGUCGAGCGACCCUGAAUUCCCUACGAGGCAACAGCGGGUUGAACGAGGAUGCGAUUUCGGAUCCGGGAUAUCACAGCGAAGGCGACCAUGCUGUUCCCGAACCAGUAUUGACUACGCGCCACCACCGGGCUACUUCCGAUGUCCAGGCGAGCUUCCCAACCCCGCCCCAGUCGCCGACGCAGGACUCUGCCGGAGACCCGAAUCGCAACUACGCAAAGACUCUGCGCCUCACCAGUGACCAGCUCAAAACCCUCGAUCUGAAACCGGGGCCCAAUCCCAUGUCCUUCAGUGUCAAUCGAGCCAUCUGUACAGCCACUAUGUACCUGUGGAAUGUCCGCACCCCUAUAGUCAUCUCAGAUAUCGAUGGCACCAUCACCAAAUCUGAUGCUCUGGGCCACGUGCUGAAUAUGAUCGGACGUGAUUGGACGCAUGCCGGCGUGGCUAAAUUAUAUACCGAUAUCGUCAAUAAUGGUUACAAUAUUAUGUACCUUACGAGUCGGUCGGUCGGACAGGCAGAUAAUACACGAGCUUAUCUCUACGGGGUCUGCCAGGACGGGUGGAGGCUACCCAAGGGCCCUGUCAUCACAAGUCCUGACCGGACCAUGGCCGCACUGAGGCGAGAGAUUUAUCUCAGGAAGCCCGAGGUGUUCAAGAUGUCCUGUCUCCGAGAUAUUUUGGGGCUGUUCUCCACAAAGGAAAACCCGUUCUAUGCUGGAUUUGGCAACCGUUUGACCGAUGCGUUGAGCUACCGCUCAGUGAAUAUUCCCUCGACGCGGAUUUUCACGAUCAAUUCCAAUGCGGAGGUGUCUCUGGACCUACUAAGCCUCAACAAGUACAAAAGCAGCUAUGUCACGAUGCGCGAGCUCUUGGAUCAUUUCUUCCCUCCAGUUAGCUUGCUCGUGCAAGCCGGUGGUGAGGCCUUUACUGAUUUUACAUAUUGGCGAGACGUGCCACAGGGUCUCGAAGAUUUUUCCCUUACAGAUAGCGAAGCCGAAGAGGACGAAGAGGAGGAGGAGGAGGAAGAAGAAGAAGAAGAAUACGAUGCCGAGUCGAGCGAAGAUGAAGGCAGCGAUAUCCUUGACGAUGAGCAAGUCGAUGAGGGACUGGACGCUAGCUAUAUACCACGAGACCCGAUGGAGGAUUCCUAUCUUGCAGACUCGGUCAUUGAUUCUAUUGAAGAAUCUGGUCGCUCGUCAGACCUUGGAGAAGUUUUCGAUGAUGAAGGUGAUGAUGGGCCGAAUGCCACGGCCCUUGAUGCGCUGACAUUGUCUGACCCUCCCGCAUCUGAGAAGGUCAUAACCACUCACUAG
Messenger RNA from Penicilliopsis zonata CBS 506.65, 2247 nucleotides. RefSeq lists its product as hypothetical. Gene Ontology annotation, cellular component: nucleus. Gene Ontology annotation, molecular function: phosphatidate phosphatase activity. The transcript has 5 exons. Gene Ontology annotation, biological process: triglyceride biosynthetic process; fatty acid catabolic process. Lineage: Eukaryota; Fungi; Ascomycota; Eurotiomycetes; Eurotiales; Aspergillaceae. The record is from RefSeq and is a predicted model, not a curated record. The coding region runs from base 1 to 2247 and encodes 748 amino acids.